Molecule: messenger RNA, 1677 nt
Organism: Aspergillus fijiensis CBS 313.89
Lineage: Eukaryota; Fungi; Ascomycota; Eurotiomycetes; Eurotiales; Aspergillaceae
Product: glycoside hydrolase family 7 protein
Exons: 3
Coding region: 167-1519 (450 amino acids)
Biological process (GO): carbohydrate metabolic process
Molecular function (GO): hydrolase activity, hydrolyzing O-glycosyl compounds
Source: RefSeq, a predicted model, not a curated record
CCGUUGCGAGACAGAUUUGGCCUUUAGCACUAUUCAAGGAUGAUGGCUUCCAGCGACCAACAGAGGUAUAAAAGGCAAGAAAUUCCCAGUCGAGUCAGUUCAACAUCUCUGCAGGACAGACAAUCAAACACAACCAACAAUCGACUAAGCGAAGUAUCCGAGAACAAUGUAUCAACGCGCCUUGCUCUUCUCUGCGCUCUGGAGCGCAGCUCGCGCUCAACAGGCCGGAACCUCGACUGCGGAGACUCAUCCUGCUUUGACCUGGCAGAAGUGUACUGCUGCUGGCAGCUGCACAGAGCAGAGUGCUUCCGUGGUCAUUGAUUCCAAUUGGCGCUGGGUUCACUCUGUGGAAGGCUACACAAACUGCUACACUGGGAACACUUGGGAUGCCACUUUGUGUCCCGAUGAUGAGACCUGUGCUUCGAACUGUGCUCUGGAUGGCGCCGACUAUGAAGGCACCUACGGAGUCACCACCAGCGGUGAUGCGUUGACGCUCAAGUUCGUCACCGGGUCCAAUGUCGGCUCGCGUCUCUACCUCAUGGACACCAGCGAUGAGAAGUACCAGACAUUCGACCUCUUGGACGCCGAGUUUACCUUCGAUGUCGACGUGUCCAAUCUCCCCUGUGGACUGAACGGAGCCUUGUACUUCACCGCCAUGGACGCCGACGGUGGAGUGUCCCGAUUCCCGACCAACAAAGCCGGUGCCAAAUAUGGAACAGGAUACUGCGAUUCCCAGUGCCCGCGGGAUCUGAAGUUCAUUGACGGACAGGCAAAUGUGGAAGGUUGGACCCCCUCAACCAGCAACUCCAACUCCGGGGUCGGCAACCACGGCUCCUGCUGCCCGGAGAUGGACAUCUGGGAAGCGAACAAGAUUUCAACUGCAUUCACUCCGCACCCCUGCGACUCAGCCACCCAGGUAAUGUGCGAGGGCGACGCCUGCGGCGGAACCUACUCCUCCAGCCGUUACGCGGGCACCUGCGACCCCGACGGGUGCGACUUCAACACCUACCGUAUGGGCAACGAGACCUUCUUCGGCCCCGGGCAGACCGUCGAUUCCAACUCGAAGAUGACGGUCGUCACCCAGUUCAUCAAGGGCAGCUCGGGCUCCCUGUCCGAGAUCCGCCGCUACUACGUGCAGAACGGCAACGUGAUUGCCAACGCCGCGUCCGACAUCAGCGGCGUCUCCGGCAACUCGAUCACCUCCGACUUCUGCACGGCUCAAAAGACGGCCUUUGGAGACGAGGACAUCUUCGGCGACCACGGUGGACUCACCAAGAUGGGCGACGCCCUCUCGUCCAUGGUCCUCAUCAUGAGCUUGUGGGACGACUCCUACUCCAGCAUGGAGUGGCUGGAUAGCCACUACCCCACCAACGCGACGGUGACCGACCCCGGUGUUGCCCGCGGCACUUGCGAGACCGGCGAGGGUGACCCCAAGACGGUUGAGGCGGCGCACCCCGACGCUUCCGUCACCUUCUCCAACAUCAAGUUCGGCCCGAUCAACUCGACCUUCAGCGCUUAGAUGGCGGAACUCGAGUCGAGUGUCGAGUGAGCUCAGCGGCGAACACAUCGGGCCGGCUCCUGAUGUGAUGCAAAACAGUCCUACCCUGGCCAACGAGAAUGUCGCCCAGUACAUGGCUACUUUUACAUCUCCUUUGCGGUUUCUCCGUUCGUUUCUGC